Messenger RNA from Benincasa hispida (wax gourd), 471 nucleotides. The record is from RefSeq and is a predicted model, not a curated record. Lineage: Eukaryota; Viridiplantae; Streptophyta; Magnoliopsida; Cucurbitales; Cucurbitaceae.
AUGUCUCCUUACUCACUUGUAUUUGGUAAAGCAUGUCAUCUUCCUGUAGAGUUGAAGCAUAAGGCAUUUUGGGUAGUAAAGAAGUUGAACAUGAAUCCGGAUGCGGCAGGCAUUCAACGCAAGCUUCAUCUCAACGAGCUCGAAGAAUGGCGAAUGAACGCAUAUGAAAACAACAAGAUCUAUAAGGAAAAGACAAAGCGUUGGCACGACCAACGGAUCAGCAAGAAGAUACUUGUUGUCGGUCAGAAAAUUUUAUUAUUCAAUUCAUGCUUGCAUCUGUUUCCAGGGAAAUUGAAAUGUAGAUGGUCCGGGCCCUUCAUAAUUAAAAUGAUCUUUCCCUACGGUACUGUGGAAUUAAUGCGAAAAGAUGGCACUGAUGCAUUCAAAGUAAAUGGCCAAAGGGUUAAGCCAUACUUUGAAGACGAAGUGGAACGCCAAAAGUCAUCUCUUGCGCUACACAAGACAACUUGA